Eubalaena glacialis (North Atlantic right whale) is the source of this 1059-nucleotide messenger RNA. RefSeq names its product atonal bHLH transcription factor 1 (gene ATOH1). The transcript has a single exon. Gene Ontology annotation, molecular function: protein dimerization activity. Bases 1 to 1059 code for a protein of 352 amino acids. The record is from RefSeq and is a predicted model, not a curated record. Lineage: Eukaryota; Metazoa; Chordata; Mammalia; Artiodactyla; Balaenidae.
AUGUCCCGCCUGCUGCACGCACAAGAGUGGGCUGAAGUGAAGGAGCUGGGGGACCACCACCGCCAUCCCCAGCCGCACCACCUCCCGCAGCCGCCGCCAUCACAGCCACCUGCGACCCUGCAGACGAGAGAGCAUCCUGUCUAUCCGGCCGAGCUGUCCCUCCUGGACAGCACCGACCCACGCGCCUGGCUGGCUCCCACUUUGCAGGGCAUCUGCACGGCACGCGCCGCCCAGUACCUGCUCCAUUCCCCAGAGCUGGGUGCCUCCGAGGCCGCGGCGCCCCGGGACGAGGCGGACGGCCGGGGAGAGCUGGUGAGAAGGAGCGGCGGCAGUGGCAGCAGCAAGAGCCCGGGGCCGGUGAAAGUGCGGGAACAGCUGUGCAAGCUGAAAGGCGGGGUGGUGGCAGACGAGCUGGGCUGCAGCCGCCAGCGCGCCCCUUCCAGCAAACAGGUGAACGGGGUGCAGAAGCAAAGGAGGCUGGCGGCCAACGCCCGGGAGCGACGCAGGAUGCACGGGUUGAACCACGCCUUCGACCAGCUUCGCAACGUUAUCCCGUCCUUCAACAACGACAAGAAGCUGUCCAAGUACGAGACCCUGCAGAUGGCCCAGAUCUACAUUAACGCCUUGUCCGAGCUGCUUCAAACGCCCAGCGGCGGGGACCAGCCGCCGCCGCCGCCAGCAUCAUGCAAGAGCGGACACCACCAACUUCGCGCCGCCGUCCCCUACGAAGCAGGCGCGGGCACCGCGACCGCGGCGGGGACGCCGCCAGCCUCGGGAGGGGGGCAGCGGCCGACCCCGCCCGGAAGCUGCCGGACUCGCUUUUCGGCCCCGGCCUCCGCCGGAGGAUACUCGAUGCAGCUGGAAGCUCUGCACUUCUCGACUUUCGAGGACAGCGCCCUGACGGCGAUGAUGGCGCAAAAGAACUUGUCGCCUUCGCUGCCUGGGGGCAUCCUGCAGCCAGUGCAGGAAGAAAGUAGCAAAACUUCGCCGCGGUCCCACAGAAGCGACGGAGAGUUUUCCCCCCAUUCCCAUUACAGUGACUCGGAUGAGGCGAGUUAG